This is a messenger RNA of Rhizophagus irregularis DAOM 181602=DAOM 197198, 768 nucleotides long. RefSeq lists its product as uncharacterized. Gene Ontology annotation, cellular component: mitochondrion. The record is from RefSeq and is a predicted model, not a curated record. NCBI's taxonomy places the organism in Eukaryota, Fungi, Glomeromycota, Glomeromycetes, Glomerales, Glomeraceae.
AUGGAUGUAUGCAACAUUAAUAAUGUACAGAAAAGGUUUUCAGGACAUAAUAAAUGGAGUAAAAUUAGACAUGUGAAGGGUGUAAAAGAUCUUGAACGUGGAAUUUUGUUUACAAAACUUUCGAAGGAAAUUCAACUUGCGGUAAAACUGGGAGGUUCUGAUCCCGGACAAAAUGUUCGAUUAGCUGCCGCAUUGGCAAGUGCCAAAAAAGCACAUAUGCCUAAGGAUAAUAUAGACAAUUCAAUUAAAAGGGCAUUAGGCCAAACAAAAGCCGAUAGCAUCGAGAGCAUAACCUAUGAAGGAUAUGGACCUGGUGGAAUAGCAUUUUUAAUAGAAACCUUAACAGAUAAUAAAAAUAGGACCGUUAAAGAUUUAAAACAUUUUUUUGCUAAAGCUGGAGGAUCAAUGUCAGCCGUAUCUUGGAUGUUUAAUAAAAGAGGUAGUGUUCAGUUUAAUCAUGGAUCAACGCAGGAUACUCUUGAUAAAAUGAUGGAUAAUGCAAUAGAGAUUAAUGGAGUUGAAGAUAUUCAAGAAUUAGAUGAUGAUUCAUUAGAGAUCAUAUGCCCUUCACCAUCUGUUAAUGUGAUAUAUGAAGAAUUAACAACAAAGUACAAUUAUGAAGUCAUUAGGAUGAGUAGUGGAUACAUUCCUACAUCAACCAUUAAAUUAAAUGAAGAUGAUAAAGAUUUGAUGGAAAAGUUUACAAGAUUUAUGAAUAAUUUAAAUGAUCAUGAGGAUGUUAUAAAAGUGCAUAACAAUGCCGAAUGA